Nothoprocta perdicaria is the source of this 1702-nucleotide messenger RNA. RefSeq names its product PARN like, ribonuclease domain containing 1 (gene PNLDC1). The transcript has 19 exons. Gene Ontology annotation, molecular function: poly(A)-specific ribonuclease activity; RNA binding. Gene Ontology annotation, biological process: nuclear-transcribed mRNA poly(A) tail shortening. Bases 1 to 1599 code for a protein of 532 amino acids. Gene Ontology annotation, cellular component: endoplasmic reticulum; cytoplasm. The record is from RefSeq and is a predicted model, not a curated record. Lineage: Eukaryota; Metazoa; Chordata; Aves; Tinamiformes; Tinamidae.
AUGGAGGUGGGCGCGGCGGGCUUCGAGCGGCGCCUGCCGCGGCUGCGGCGCCGCCUGCAGCGCGCCGCCUUCCUGGGGCUUGACAUGGAGUUUACAGGCCUGCAUUCAGCCCUCCCACUGAAUAACAAGCCAAGUCUGUUUGAUUCCCCGGCCGAGUGGUACGUGAAGGCCAGGCAGAGCGUUCAGCGCUUCACGGUUAGUCAGUUCGGACUGGCGAUUUUCUCACAUGAAAAGCCAAACAAGUAUGUGGUGCAUUCAUACAACUUUUAUCUCUUUCCCUCAACAUUUGGAGCUACGGAUCCUGAAUUCACCCUCUCUGCAUCUAGCAUUCGCUUCCUGUCUCAUUAUGGCUUUGACUAUAAUAAGUUCCUGAAAGAUGGAAUCCCCUACAUGAAUGAGUUGCAGGAGAAGAGCCUUAGGCAGUAUCUCUCGGCAGGAAGCUGGAAAGUCCACAGUGUCCUGGACAGGGACAGCAUGAAGAAGGCCAUUGAUGAAGUGACAUGCUGGAUMGGAGGAGCAGAGGAAGAGGAGACUAUGAUUCUGCGGGAUCUGAGUGGUUUUCAGAGGUUCGAAGUUCAGCUCGUUCUGAGGCAGGCUCUUCAAAAUGUUUGGACACAACCUCUUGGGGACCAUGAGGUGAUGGUGAAAAAAGUGAGUCCACAGCAUCGCCGGCUUCUGGAGAACUCUCCCCGUGACUCCUGCCGGRAAGAGCUCAUUCUUGCAUCUGCCCGGGGCUUCACCAACCUCUUCCAGGCCCUUGUUAAAGCCAAGAAGCCGCUGGUGGGACACAACAUGCUCAUGGACCUUCUGCACCUUCACGACAAGUUCUACAAGCCCCUUCCAGAAAGCUAUGAGGAGUUUAAAAGGAACAUUCACAGCUUGUUUCCUGUCAUCAUAGACACCAAGACUGUAACAAAGUCUGUCUGGAAGAAUCAYCCAUUUCCUCGAGUAUCUAAUCUGUUGGAGGUGUAUGAGGUUUUGUGCAGCAGCGACCUAAAUCCCACAGAUCCAACGUGCCCAGUGAUUGUUCUCGCAAGUGGCUGCUCAAGAUAUGCUGAGAAGUCGUCGCCCCAUGAGGCAGGCUACGAUGCCUUUCUCUGUGGCUCAGUUCUUCUGAAAGUAGCUCACUUGCUACUGUGUGGAUCAUCAGGUGUCACAGCAGAGAAUGAUCCUUCUUUCCCCGAGUAUCUCGGCGCGUUGGUCAAGUGCCAGAACCAGGUGCAUUUCAGCGGCGGCGGCGUCUGCAGCCUCAAUUUUUCGGGGGCAGAUGUGCCUUGCCGACGUCCCCCUCUCUUGGUUGUCCGCAUCCAAGGCUGUCGAGGGCUCAGUGAAUGGCACAUUUACCAUGAGUUAAAAACCCUCUGUCACUUUCAUGUCAAACGGCUUUCAGAGAACCAGUUCAUUUUGCAGUCCAAUAAAUUUAAGCACACCAGGCUGGCCCUGCGCGACUACAAGGACCACCCCCACCUGCAGAUUUCUCUCUAUCGCCACUGGAGGCACUCGCCGAACAUCAGCUGCCUCCUGCAAGUCUCCAGUAUUGUGGCACUGUGGUCUCUCGUGGCCUUUGUACUUGGAAGAGCUCCUUGCCAUUCAGUGUGAAGGAUUGUCUUAUGGAUGAGAACUGAGGAACGCUGAUCUUAUUCACUGUCUGUUUGUCKAUAUUUUGUUUGUCUUGCACAAUAAAGCAAUAAUAAGGUACAAA